Molecule: messenger RNA, 576 nt
Organism: Rotaria socialis
Lineage: Eukaryota; Metazoa; Rotifera; Eurotatoria; Philodinida; Philodinidae
Source: the annotation of a GenBank genome assembly
AUGAAUCAAUGGAAAUGUACAGAACAUCAAGCACGAGCAGCUAUUGAACUACGGUUAAUAGAUGGAAUACUUGCUUUUCCAACAUCUUUUCGAGGAAAUCAAUCAAUAGAUCGUGAUAAGAUUGAGAAAAUUUUCAAUUUUUAUUGCCAUGAUGGUAUCAGUCGUCCGUCACCUAAUCGAAAAGACGUUGUCUCGAUCAAUGGAGUGUCGAACAACGUCACGUUGAAUGAUCUUAUUGGAUCUGUUGUUUGCGAUGUGAACAAUGAAGAUUGUUCAUCACGUGCUUGCAGUCAUUGUUCAAGUCCUGCUUCUUUGUCUAGUCUACUAAUAGAUGAUGGCACGGACGAAGAAGAAGAUGUUUCGUGGACAGUAUGGAAAACAAUUAAGAACAACGUUAUGUUACAAACUAUUUCUGGCUGUAAGGCCUCCCUUCUAUUGGAAAUCGAUAAUCGAUGGUCAGUUUUUCUAUACCAUGCUUUCAUUAAGCGACAACAUCGCAAGCAUAUUGAAAUCAUUCGGGAACACUCGAGUGCUGAUAACUACAUCGUUGGGCAAAUUGACUUUGCUGAAAACUAG